Messenger RNA from Hippocampus zosterae (dwarf seahorse), 2071 nucleotides. Its product is annotated as tomoregulin-1-like. The transcript has 9 exons. Gene Ontology annotation, molecular function: protein binding. The record is from RefSeq and is a predicted model, not a curated record. Bases 1 to 1014 code for a protein of 337 amino acids. Lineage: Eukaryota; Metazoa; Chordata; Actinopteri; Syngnathiformes; Syngnathidae.
AUGCCCUCGCCAGCUUCGUCUUCAUCAUCGUCGUCCGUCCCGUUUCUCGUCCUCCUGCUGCUGCUCCUUCCCUCCGCCACGAGCGCGACUCCUCGAGGAGGAGGAGGAGGAGCCGCGCUCGAAUGUGGACCGGGAAAAAACGCCGAGUGUCCAGAUGCGUCAUUGAAGAAGAGCGACCUGCGGGUGUGCGACGCAGGCACUUGUCGUUUUGGUGGGACGUGCCGCGAGAACGGCGCCGACAUCAAGUGUGUGUGUCACUUCCAGUGCCACAAGAAGUUCCUACCCGUGUGCGCCUCGAACGGAGACACCUACCAGAACGAGUGCUUCCUGCGGCGGGCCGCCUGCAAGAAGCAGCGGGCCAUCAGCAUCGUGGCCGAGGGAGCCUGUGACCAUGAUGGAGCAUCGGGAUCUGGAAAUGGAGAUGAUGAUGGUUCUGGCAGCAGCCACGGCAAAAAGACAUCCAAAUGUGAAAACUGCAAGUUUGGUGCCGAGUGUGAUGAAGACUCCGAGGACAUGCUCUGCAUGUGUAACAUUGUGUGCAAUGGCCACAAUGACAACCCGGUGUGCGGCAGCGACAGUGUGACGUACGAGACGCCAUGUCACGUCCGCGAGGCAUCCUGCCUCAAACAGAUGAAGAUCGAUAUCCGGCACGUGGGACGUUGCCAAGACAGAAGCAGGAAGGAUGACAGCGUCAAGACGAAAACAGACAUCUUUGGCAAGUCAGGUGAGGGGGAAGGUUUGGCAGAAGGCUCCGCCUCCUGCCCCCCGGACCACGCCCUGAUUUGCGUCCACGGCCAAUGUGAGAUGAGGAGCAACCAGGCAACGUGCAGGUGCUCGGCGUCCUAUGGCGGUCCUCGCUGUGACCAGCUGAUGGAUUUCAACAUCCUCUAUGUGGUCCCUAGUGGCCAGAAGCUGCAUUACGUCCUGAUUGCUGGCAUCAUCGGCGCUGUCCAGAUCGCCAUCAUCGUGGCCCUCGUCAUGUGCUUUACCAGGCAAGUGCACGCUUCAACUUGACCAAGUUUAACUAACUAGUAAAACCAGUGGUAGCCAUGGUUGCAAAUGUCCAGAAAUGAAAAACAUCAAUUGGGUUUAACAUGCACUUUGCAUGUGUGUCCUGCAGGAGGUGCAACAAGGCCAAGCGAGGGAGGAGGCAGAAACAACAUCUGGGUCACUUCCCGUCUGGAACGUCGUCCAGGAUGAUGUAGCAUAGCGUAGCCUAGCGAUCAGUCCUCGCUCGCUCCUUUUUUCCACUUGAUCCACUUUUUCCACGGACACUUUUGAUAACUCCACUUGUGGUGCCUCUUUUGUUUCCUCGUCCGAUACUUUAAAUUCCUAAAGGGGCCUUAGUUUUUUGCGUUUGCUUUUUUAAUUUAUAGUAUCAUUUUCUUUUCUAUUUAAAAAAAAAUGAUUCUUUGAUUUUCCUUCUGGAAUUUUUUUCUUCUAAGAGGCAAGCGCAGACGAGCUCAGACACUGGAAUGUGCCGAGGAACUGUUCGUUUUCUGGUUAGCUCGCGCGCUCAAGCCUCUUGGUUUUUGUUUACAUUUUGAAAGAAGUGGCGCAUUUUUGUGAGUCUCUUUUAGAAUGUUUGUAGCUCACAAUGUGGACAUUUUUCCAACUUUAUAAGGCUUUCCCCCCCCCCCCCCACGCUUUUGGAAUUCACGAGUGCCAGCGGCUGCUAAAAGACACCGUGAUUCGUUGGGGGACACGAGUGAUGCAGCUGACGUGCUCCAGGGGGUGCUCUCAUCAACUUUCUUGUCAUGUCACAUGAACACGCAGCUUUGGUUUUUCUACAUUUUCCAGUCUUCAGGUCCAAACUGCAACAGGUUUCUGGAAAAUGUGUUUUUCCAUGUUUUGCCAAGAUGAGAAUUGAAAGAUUUUUCAUCCACUUUUUGUUGUUGGUUCUUUUGGAAAUUUUCGAUGUCGGUACCAAGUGUCCUUGUUGCUUGUGUUCAUGUGUUAGCGAGCGGUUCCGGUCCUGGUCCCGGUUGUGGUCGCACUGUAGUUGUUGCAUGCUGCCGUCGAGUGUCGCUGUGGUUAGAAUGUUGUUGAAUUAAAUCACCAUGGUAACUCA